Eimeria mitis is the source of this 1515-nucleotide messenger RNA. RefSeq lists its product as uncharacterized. The record is from RefSeq and is a predicted model, not a curated record. The coding region runs from base 1 to 1515 and encodes 504 amino acids. NCBI's taxonomy places the organism in Eukaryota, Apicomplexa, Conoidasida, Eucoccidiorida, Eimeriidae. The transcript is spliced from 6 exons.
AUGGGCGGGGCCCCCAAGGCAGCAGCAGCAGCAGCAGCAGCAGUGCAGCAGCAGCAGCAGUGCAGCAGCAGCAGCAGCAGUGCAGCAGCAGCAGCAGCAGCAGCAGCAGCCUACCUUCUUGGGGUCCCUGUUGCUGCUCAAAGGCAGCAACAUUGCUGCAGCAGAGCUGCUGCAGCAGCAAGAGCAGCAGCAGCAGCAGCAGCAAGCAGCAGACGGGGGGCCCCCUCAAGGGGGCCCCCAAAUGGCACCAAUGCAGCAGCAGCAGCAGCAGCAACAGCAGCAGCAGCAGGGGGAACCGCUGCCUCGUUGAGGCCCUCGGGGGCCCCCUGCUGCGUGCAAGAGCAGCAGCAGCAGCAGCAGCAACAGCAGCAGCAGCAGCAGCAACAGCAGCAACAGCAGCAGCAGCAGCAAGGGUUUAUAAGAGCUAUGGCUGUUGUCUGGUUGUCUCUGGGGCCCCAGCUGAAUCGGCCUGUGUCUGUUCUGCUGCUGCUGCUGCUUGUCUCCUGUCUGCUGCUGCGCCCCCUCCCCUCUUCCUUGGGGGCCCCCUCCUUUCUCUACUCUUUGAGGUGUACAUACACCCCACCAACCCUUUUGCUGCUGAGGGGCCCCCCCCGGGGGCCCCCUCAUCCUCUACCAGCAGCAACAGCAGCAACAGCAGCAGCAGCAGCAGCAAGGCACACAACAACCACAGCAGCAGCAGCAGCAACACCAGCAGCAGCAGCAGCAGCAGCAGCAGACUCAGGUCUUAGUGAUAAAUAUUUAUAUGAAGGAUUCAACUCUUUGCUGCCUAUACUAAGAGAUAUUGCUGCAGCAGCAAAAGGGGGGGAUAUUGCUGCAGCAGCAAAAGGGGGGCCCCCAGGGCCCCCCAGGGCCCCUGGGGGCCCCCCCCUUCUGCCUGGCUUAGAUGAUACUAUAGGCGGAGGAGACCUGCAGCAGCAGCAGAAGCAGCAGCAGCAGCAGCAGCAGCAGCAGCAGCAGCAGUUGCAGCAGCUAAUAAAUUUAGUAAAGGAAUGGGAGAAAGGAGAAGAGAAAAUGAAUUCGUUGAUUUCUUUUUUGUCUUCUUCUCGAUCAAACAAAAAUAAAAAUAAAAAAGAAAAAGAUAAACAAAAAGAAGAAAAAGAAAAAGAAAAAGAAAAAGAAGAAAAAGAAAAAGAUAAACAAAAAGAAAAAGAAAAAGAUAAACAAAAAGAAAAAGAAAAAGAAAAAGAAAAAGAAAAAAAAGAAGAAGAAGAAGACGAAGAGGUGUUGCUGGUGGCUGGCGAAGAACUCAAAGAAAUUCAAAUCAAACAAAAAAAAAUACAAACACAAAUCCUUACAGCAGCAAGUUUAGGGUUUGGUGGUUUCGUUUCUGGUGAUUAUGCUACUGUUGAGGUUCGUGCUGCUGCUGGGGGGGAGGAGGCAGAGCUGUGGGCCCUUGACCUAUACAAGAGUCUGGCGUGCAUCGCGUGCAGCGUGUGCCCUCAACAGAAACACAAGGGAGGAUGCAUACAUCUACUGCUACGGUGGCCGUGCUGA